Pogonomyrmex barbatus (red harvester ant) is the source of this 3195-nucleotide messenger RNA. It is a transcript of the gene Nmdar1, whose product is annotated as glutamate ionotropic receptor NMDA type subunit 1. Lineage: Eukaryota; Metazoa; Arthropoda; Insecta; Hymenoptera; Formicidae. Gene Ontology annotation, molecular function: ligand-gated monoatomic ion channel activity; signaling receptor activity. The record is from RefSeq and is a predicted model, not a curated record. Gene Ontology annotation, cellular component: membrane. Gene Ontology annotation, biological process: monoatomic ion transport.
AUGACGAAAUUACGUGUGAAGACCGUGCUGUCACUCCUCUUUAUCAUUUUGCACAAUGCUCCGCGUUUAGGACUCGUCCUUGCCAGGACGAUGAACUAUAAUAACCCAAGUUACUUCAAAAUCGGCGGAGUUUUAUCCAAUGUCGACAGCAAGGAGCAUUUCGAAAAAACGAUUGACCACCUCAAUUUCGAUUUCCAAUACGUCAAUAAAGGGGUUACAUAUAAGCAUACCGUAAUCGAGUUGGAUUCCAAUCCUAUCAGAACUGCGUUGAGUGUCUGCAGAUCUCUGAUAGCCGAACAGGUCUACGCGGUGGUGGUGUCGCACCCGCUUACAGGCGAUUUGUCACCGGCAGCGGUUUCGUACACGAGCGGCUUCUAUCACAUACCCGUGAUCGGCAUAUCGUCCAGAGAUUCCGCUUUCUCGGACAAAAACAUCCACGUCUCAUUUUUGCGCACUGUACCGCCGUAUUCUCAUCAAGCGGAUGUUUGGGUAGAAUUGUUGAAGCACUUCAACUAUAUGAAGAUCAUCUUCAUUCAUAGCUCUGACACGGACGGCCGUGCCCUCCUCGGACGUUUCCAAACGACGUCGCAGAAUUUGGAGGAUGAUGUAGAAAUCAAAGUGCACGUUGAGUCAGUUAUCGAGUUCGAGCCGGGAUUACACAACUUCGAGGAACAGUUGAGGGAGAUGAAAAGCGCGCAGGCCAGAGUCUGCCUCAUGUAUGCCUCGAAAAAGGACGCAGAAGUGAUCUUCAACGACGCUGCCAAUCUGAACAUGACUGGUGCCGGUUACGUAUGGAUUGUUACCGAGCAAGCGUUGGACGCGCCGAAUGCGCCGGACGGUUUAUUGGGGCUAAAGCUGAUCAAUGCUACUCAAGAAAAAUCGCAUAUAACCGAUAGUCUAUACGUCCUUGUAUCCGCGCUGCGAGCGAUGAAUCAGACGGAGAAAAUCACCGAGGCACCGAAGGAUUGUAGUGAUUCCGGCUCCAUAUGGGAAACCGGCAAGAGUCUUUUCCAGUAUAUUCGCAAAGAAGUAUUACCACAUGGUUCGACUGGUCGAGUGGCAUUUGAUGACAAUGGAGAUCGCAUAUUUGCCGAGUAUGAUAUAGUCAACAUUCAGUAUACAGGUCCGAACAAUAAUAAGACACAAGUAUCCGUCGGCCAGUACUUUUAUCCUGCUAACGGUACCAAAAUGAAACUGCGAGUGAACGAGUCCAAAAUUAUAUGGCCGGGCCGUUUGAAGACCAAACCCGAGGGUUUCAUGAUUCCCACGCAUCUCAAGGUGUUAACCAUCGAGGAGAAGCCAUUCGUUUACGUUCGCGAAUUGCCUGAAAGCGAGAACAAGUGCUUGCCUGAAGAAAUCGCAUGUCCUCAUUUCAAUAUGACAGACGAUAAACAAAUAUUUUGUUGCAAAGGAUAUUGCAUGGACUUAUUAAAGGAGCUAUCGAAAACAAUUAACUUUACGUAUAGCUUAGCUUUGUCACCGGACGGUCAAUUUGGCAGCUACGUAAUCAAAAACACUUCGGUCGGAGGAAAGAAAGAAUGGACGGGUCUUAUCGGCGAGAUAGUGAACGAACGCGCAGAUAUGAUCGUCGCACCGUUAACGAUCAAUCCCGAACGCGCCGAGUUCAUUGAGUUCAGCAAACCAUUCAAAUAUCAAGGCAUCACUAUUCUUGAAAAGAAGCCUUCAAGGUCAUCGACUUUGGUCUCUUUCUUACAACCGUUUAGCAACACUCUUUGGAUCCUCGUGAUGGUAUCGGUGCACGUGGUGGCGCUGGUCUUGUAUCUGCUCGACCGAUUUUCACCCUUCGGUAGAUUCAAACUCGCCAACACCGAUGGCACCGAGGAAGAUGCCCUCAAUUUAUCCAGUGCUAUUUGGUUCGCCUGGGGUGUAUUAUUAAACAGCGGUAUAGGAGAAGGUACUCCACGGAGCUUCUCUGCACGCGUUCUGGGGAUGGUGUGGGCCGGAUUUGCUAUGAUCAUCGUCGCAUCGUAUACCGCUAAUUUGGCGGCUUUUCUCGUUUUGGAACGACCGAAGACUAAGCUCACCGGCAUCAACGACGCUCGACUCAGAAACACAAUGGAGAACUUGACGUGCGCGACGGUAAAGGGCUCCGCCGUGGAUAUGUAUUUUAGGCGCCAGGUAGAAUUGUCCAAUAUGUAUCGCACAAUGGAGGCGAAUAACUACGACACUGCCGAAGAUGCAAUUCGCGACAUUAAAAUCGGGAAAUUAAUGGCGUUCAUCUGGGACAGUUCGCGACUGGAAUUCGAAGCGGCUCAAGAUUGCGAAUUGGUGACGGCCGGUGAAUUGUUUGGCCGUUCGGGUUACGGAAUCGGUUUGCAAAAAGGAUCGCCUUGGGCGGAUGCUGUGACAUUAGCGAUCUUAGAUUUUCAUGAAAGUGGUUUUAUGGAGAGCCUUGACAAUCUUUGGAUUUUGCAUGGUAACGUGCAACAAUGCGAGCAAUUUGAAAAAAUGCCAAAUACCCUCGGCUUGGAGAACAUGGCUGGGGUGUUUAUCGUCGUCGGUGUUGGCAUUGGCGGCGGCGUCGGUCUAAUUAUAAUCGAAAUGGCAUAUAAGAAACAUCAAAUACGUAAACAAAGGAAGAUGGAAUUAGCGAGACACGCGGCCGACAAGUGGCGAGGGAUGAUCGAGAAACGCAAGACUCUGCGAGCGUCGAUAGUUACGCAACGAAGAAUUCAAAGCAAUGGUCUGAACGAUCCUGCGACGGUGAGCCUGGCGGUCGACACGGUCGCCAGGUCCAACGUGGGUUCACGCAGUCCUGGUCGUGCUUGGCCCGGUGAUAGCGAUCUGAGACAACGGCCAAUUUCCCGCUCCGACGACAUCCGUUUGUCGCCUGCUGCCUACACCGCCGACGUAUCGCAUCUCAUAGUCUAAUCCUACGUUAAUUUGUAGUUUUUUACCAAAUAAGAAGCAUCAUUGCCAACCGUUUCUGGUAGAUCUGGUUAUAACUCGGGAUAGGACUCGAUUUCGAUUUUCUUCGCGUAGCGAAAUAUGAUCACGGAAUGAUCAUAUCUGACGGGUGUGAUUAGUGUGUUAUAAUCAGUAAAUAAUUGUGGGAUAUAUUUAAGAUGAUUAAUCAUUUGCUUGUUAGACAUUUACAGAGGAUCGUGAUGGAAUAUCUUAAAAAUAUCUCUGAAAUGUAUUUAUUGAAUCGUUGCAAAUGAAAUGUCAAUUUUA